AUGACAGCCAAGAGGAAUAUCCUGUUGUUGGAUGACAAUGAAUGUGACAUCCCUGAAUUCUGUGGAGACAAUGCAAACUGUUUCAACACAAAUGGCAGCUACUACUGCCAGUGCAAGGAGGGUUACAGGUCAAAAUCUGUGAAUUUUAUUGCUAUAGACACCAACUGUAAAGAUAUCAAUGAAUGUUGGGAAAGCAAAGAUAUCUGUGGACCUAAUGCCUCUUGUCAAAACACACCUUCCAACUACACCUGCAGAUGUAAAAGUGGAUUUGUCUCGUCUACUGGAGUGAAAAUAUUUCAUGGCCGUAACAACGUGACAUGCAGAGACAUAUGUAAGAUUGAUGAGACAAUUUGUGGAAAUGGGUCCUGCCUCCAUGACUCCAGUGGCCAUUAUUGUGCAUGCUCUGCAGGGUUUACUAACUACGGCAACAAAACGGGUCGUUGUACUGUGCUUCACUGUGAUGUUUUCAAGGAUGUGAACAAUCUUAUGGAGAAAUUUUUUAUUGUUCAAGAUAAUAUAAAGCAACUGAGUGAAAGUUGUCUGAAGCUCUCAGGAAGUGAACAUUCAAAGGAGCUCAAUGAAGAAGUCUUACUAACGACUCUGCUCUCUAUGACAGACCAGCUACUUUUUGCUGGAUCUCUCAAUGACAACAUGAAAGUCUCCGCAUUUUUUGACAUGGUGGAACAAGCUCUAGGGUUCAUUGGACCUUUGAUUAAAACACCAGGAACUAAAAUAUCCACCAAUCAAACAGAACUGGAGCUGCUGGUACAUACUGGGUCGGCUAUACCUCAAGGAAUAAAGACUCUGUCGACUAAACAGGCUAAAGUGGAUAUCAAGAUGGAAGAAGCUGCAGGAGACCCUUCAUCUUAUCCGGGAUUCACAACAGUUUCGUUGCUGAGCUAUUCAAACCUGGAGGAAUCUGCAGAAGGUUUCUUUAGUGGGGUGAAAAAUAAUGAGAGCCAGAAAUUUAAGAUAAACUCCAAAGUGGUGACUGUCAGUGUUAGCAAUGCAGACACAAAACACCUGAAUGAACCAGUCAACAUAACUUUACAUCACCUUGAUCAGUCAAAUCAAACCUCCCACACCUGUGUGUUCUGGGAUUCCUCUAAGGAUGGAGGUGCCUGGUCCGAUCGCGGCUGCAGCGUGAAGGAGUCCAACCCAAAAUACACUGUGUGUUCCUGUAACCACUUUGGCAGUUUUUCUGUGCUCAUGGCUCUCUAUGACAUAGAGAGUCAUUUUGAGUUGCAGCUGAUCUCCAGGAUAGGCCUAUCCCUUUCAUUAAUUUGCCUGUUCUUCUGCAUCCUGACCUUCUCAAUGAUCCGGUCUAUCAAAAGCACCAGAACAACCAUCCACCUGCACCUCUGCAUCAGCCUCUUUAUUGCAACUCUUGUCUUUCUUGCAGGCAUCUCUCAGACACAGAACAAGGUUGGAUGUGCAGUAGUUGCAGGGAUGCUGCACUUCUUCUACCUGGCUGCAUUCUGCUGGAUGUGUCUGGAGGGAAUCCAGCUCUUCAGGAUGGUGGUCCUGGUCUUCAACACCAACUUUAAAACCAGCUACAUGAUGGCAGGGGGCUACGGAGUUCCUGCUGCAAUUGUUACUAUUUCUGCAUUGAUCAAUGCUAAUGGAUAUGGUGAUAAAAAAAUAUGCUGGUUGAACCAGGAUUACAUUUGGAGUUUCAUUGGUCCCAUCUUUGUCUUUAUUACUGUAAGCAUGUUCCUUUUUCUUGUCACUGUGUUGACAUUGGCUCAGAAGUUUUCAAGUUUAAAGCCAGACCUGGACAGCUUGAAAAAAAUAAAAGCUUUUGCUGUUACCGCAGUGGCACAGCUGUGUAUACUCCGCACCAUGUGGAUAAUCAACAGUUUCCAGCUGAAAAGAGACGGUGCCUCCAUGUACUAUCUGUUCACCAUUUUCAGUCUUCAGGGUGUUUUGCUCUUUAUUAUGCAUUGUCUGUUUUCAAAACAGGUGAGGGACGAGUAUAGAGGCUUUUUUUCUCGAUGUUCAGCUUGGAAAAGGAAUCAAACCCAUGCAUCCAGACAAAGCCUGGACACAGGAGAGCCUAACAUUAGGACAACUACCCAUAAUCUGUAACUAAAAUUCAGAAGACUGAUAGUUCUAUCAAUUAACAUUGGUUUUGUUCUUUAUCAUACAGUAAACAGGCAGAUAUAUUUUGGCAUACUGACAAUAAGUCUAAUUUUUGGGGCGUGCUGUAGUGGUGCAGGGGGUUAGCAUGCCCCACGUUUGGAGGCCUCGACGCGGCUGUCGCGGGUUUCGACUUCUGAUCCUGGCGAUCUUUGCCGCAUGUCUUCCUUGCUCUCCUUCUUGUCUGCCUACUGUCAAAAAAUACGAGCCACUAGUGCCGCAAAAACUCUUCAAAGAAAAAAAUUAUAUAAAAAAAAGAAAGUCGAAUUUCUUCAUAGUCAUUUUCAAUUGUCUCAGUCAUUCUCUUUGGCAACGCCUUAUUUGCCUACGUCUGGUCGUUCAACUCAAACAUGACCUAUGUUAUAACGCCUUUUCUCAAAAAAAGAGGAAACGUGGAAAGGGUGGAAAAAACAGAAGUUUGAGGCCCAAAGCGCUAUCUACAUCAGAUAUGAAAGUAUCUGACAGAAUUAGAAAGACAUGUCUUUAAAAAAAGCCCGAUAUGUAUGCACCAUCCUUUAGCUGAUCAGUCGACAAAUUGUGUUAUAUUUGGUAUUUGUUUAAUGAUUCCGUUCAUAAAAGAGAACAAGUUGCACCGUUAUUAUUAGCUGUUAAUACCAAACAACCUAAAGAUAUAAUUUUAGGUUGUUUAAGAAGUUGGUUACCCAGUUCUCCAUAUUCUAUUUCAAGAGUGUUUCAUCCAUCAGAUUCAGGUUUUCAGUGGCUGGUCAUACAGACUUAAAAUGGUACUGAGCAGAAACGGAGUGAAGAAGAAACCCAACCAAAUUAGAUAUUUUUGAAUACUUUUGUUUAGCGCAAUACAUUAGCCAUUACAAUUUGUGUUUUAAGGAGUUAUGUAUGCUAUAUGUUCUUUUGUUCUUUUUUGUUACAAAAAUCUGUAUUAAUGUAUCAGUUACAUUUUUUCUGAGAUUUUGAUAUUCUGUUUAUGGUUCAUGUUUUGCUUUGCUUAUGUCACUGCCGCUUGUAUAU
Poeciliopsis prolifica (blackstripe livebearer) is the source of this 3126-nucleotide messenger RNA. RefSeq names its product adhesion G protein-coupled receptor E1-like. Bases 1 to 2088 code for a protein of 695 amino acids. NCBI's taxonomy places the organism in Eukaryota, Metazoa, Chordata, Actinopteri, Cyprinodontiformes, Poeciliidae. Gene Ontology annotation, molecular function: G protein-coupled receptor activity; calcium ion binding. The record is from RefSeq and is a predicted model, not a curated record. Gene Ontology annotation, biological process: cell surface receptor signaling pathway; adenylate cyclase-activating G protein-coupled receptor signaling pathway. Gene Ontology annotation, cellular component: membrane. The transcript is spliced from 17 exons.